AUAGAAGGGAAGCGAAGAGUGCCGGGGAAGGAGGAGAGUGGACAGUGGAGAAGUGGAGGUGAUGAAGAGGAAAACCCUAAAGAGGAGCAGAAAGGAUAGGGAUCGAAUGGAGGGUGCUACUCUAGCAAUGCAUUUGCCGAUGCCGUUGCUUCCACACAACCAAAACACUUCAUCUUCAUCCAACCUCUCUCGCUUCCAUCUCCGGACAGUCACCGAAUCUGAGCAGCUCGAAGAAGUAAAGGAGCAGCAGCAGCAGCACUCUUCGUUUCCCCCGGAUGAAAACGUCGACUCCGACCUUAACAUCGAUGAAACUGAAAAAGACUUCAUUCUCAGCCAGGAUUUCUUCUGCACCCCUGAUUACAUAACCCCAGAUGGGCAACAAAUCUCCAAUAUUUUGGACGUUAACAAGGAAAACAUCCCCUGCCCCAAAUCACCGGAGAAGUUAAAAACAGUAAAGAGCAAAAAGCAGAGGAUGGAGGGCUUCUAUGUCAACCAAAUCAAUUCCGACUUGCCUUGUCAUCCACAAGUCACAGACAUUGCAUCAGAUGCUAUUUGCUCAGACGAACUCAAGACUGAAAAACCAUUUACAGCUCCACCAGAGAAGAAAGAUAAUUAUGUUCCACAAUCUGCAGUGGCUCUACGUUGUCGAGUCAUGCCUCCGCCUUGCAUCAGGAAUCCAUAUUUAAUGGGAGCUUGUGAAACGGAUCUAGAUCCCCUUGGAAGCCGGAGAUCAAAAUCAACAGGUUUUUUCCCUGUGGCUUUUGGUAAAGAUGGGCUUUCUCGCUAUCGUACAGAUUUCCAUGAAAUUGAGCAAAUUGGCUAUGGAAACUUCAGUCGUGUUUUCAAGGUACUGAAGAGAAUUGAUGGUUGCAUGUAUGCAGUAAAACAUAGCAUAAGGCAAUUGCACCAGGAUACAGAAAGGAGGCAAGCGUUAAUGGAAGUUCAAGCUCUUGCAGCUUUAGGAUCUCAUGAAAACAUUGUUGGGUAUUACAAUUCUUGGUUUGAGAAUGAGCAACUCUACAUCCAGAUGGAGCUUUGUGACCGCAGCCUAUCCAUCUGUGAAUCCUAUUCACUAUUCACAGAGGGAGAUGUCUUGGUAGCAAUGCAUCAGAUUGCCAAGGCACUGCAGUUCAUACAUGAACGAGGAAUAGCUCAUUUAGAUGUAAAACCUGAUAAUAUUUAUGUCAAGAAUGGUGUUUACAAGCUUGGUGAUUUUGGUUGUGCAACUCUCAUUGAUGGGAGCCUUCCAAUUGAAGAAGGUGAUGCACGUUACAUGCCCACAGAGAUCCUGAAUGACAAGUAUGAACAUCUUGAUAAGGUUGAUAUCUUCUCCUUGGGAGCUGCCUUUUAUGAGCUUGUCAAAGGAUCUCCGUUGCCAGGAUCAGGGCCUCAGUUUUUAAAUCUUCGGGAGGGAAAAUUCCCUCUUCUUCCAGGUCACUCUCUUCAAUUUCAGAACUUACUCAAGGUUAUGGUGGACCCAGACCCAGUACGACGUCCUUCAGCUAAAGAACUAGUGGAAAAUCCUAUCUUUGACAAGGCACUCUGCAUGGCAAGAGGCAAUUAAUUCCAUUUACUUGAUCUCAGCAUUUUGACAAGGGUUUUGGGACCUUGGUUAAGGAGGAUGUAUAUGUGGACAGCUUUGGCCGAUCAAGGACUGGUGAAAGGAUAAAAGAGAAGAAAAAUGAUAAUGAAUGGCCAUUUUUGUAAUAGCAGCUGUGCCACCAAUGCUUGCACCUACUUUACCCUCCUCAUGUGGUGCAAGUUCCUUUUUUUCUUUUUGGGUGUAUAGAGGAACAGAAGAAACCAUGGUGGACUAUUUUGUAUUUUGUUAUGAAAAUGGUAAUUAAUGAAAGUGUUGAUGCAA
Molecule: messenger RNA, 1864 nt
Organism: Telopea speciosissima
Lineage: Eukaryota; Viridiplantae; Streptophyta; Magnoliopsida; Proteales; Proteaceae
Product: wee1-like protein kinase
Exons: 10
Coding region: 62-1564 (500 amino acids)
Biological process (GO): protein phosphorylation
Molecular function (GO): ATP binding; protein kinase activity
Source: RefSeq, a predicted model, not a curated record